AUGGCAUCUUACGAAGUGACCAGCGCAGCUGCAUCUUCGCAAAAUGAUACAAGAGCACCACUCAUUCGAGUUUUUUUGAUUGGCCCCAAAGCCUGUGGCAAAAGUUCAAUUAUACAUGCCGUAUGUGGCAAGAAACCAGAAGACGUCUAUCAAGAAAUAUCUGAAGAUGAAAGUGGAUUUAUAUUAAUAGAAGCACCCGAUUUAGAAUUAAGUGAUAACAUGGAAGCAGUUAAAAGAAUGCGGGAAGUUUCGAAAACUUGCCAUGUUAUUUGGUUCAUAUUUAGCCUGGAGUCCUGCUGGGAUCAUCAUUAUGCAAAGCUAUUAGAACAGCUUGCGCCGAUCCCUGCUGUAAUUAUUGUAAAUAAAUGUGAUUUUCUUCAAAAAAUAGAAUAUCCAGAAAAAGUUAUUAAAUCUUAUCAUGACGGCAUCGUACUAAAGGAUGAAUUACAUUUUUCUUCACUAAAUAACUUCAUAGGGGUUCCUGAAUCGAAAGAAAAUUCUAUAUUUAAAAUGGGACAUGGACAAGGUAUCAAUAUUUUAUCAUGCGAAAAUGAUCACGCAGUUGGUUUAAAAGAUCUAUUUGCAGAAACAUAUGAAUGUGUUAACGGAAUACCAAGUCAAUAA
Messenger RNA from Rotaria sp. Silwood1, 624 nucleotides. The record is from the annotation of a GenBank genome assembly. Lineage: Eukaryota; Metazoa; Rotifera; Eurotatoria; Philodinida; Philodinidae.